Messenger RNA from Sphenostylis stenocarpa, 714 nucleotides. The record is from the annotation of a GenBank genome assembly. Lineage: Eukaryota; Viridiplantae; Streptophyta; Magnoliopsida; Fabales; Fabaceae.
AUGGAAGAUGAUGAGCCAUGCAUCACCAGUCUAAGCCUUGGAUUAGGAAUGGGGGGCCAUGUGCCGAAGAAGGAGAAGCAGAAACUCCCUUGCUUGGACCUAACGUUUGAUAUUUGUCCUGAGGGGGGAAAAACCAUUCACGUGGAUCAUCAACAAUCAAAGCAACAACUUCAUGAUGAUGAUGAUAAGGCAAAGGGGUUGGUAUUAUGUUUGAAGCACCCCAAUGAAAACAACAGCCCUGAUAGCAGCAACAAUAGCAAUAAUGGCAGCAGAAAGAAACUGAAGCUUACAAAGGAGCAAUCAGCCACCCUUGAGGAUAUUUUCAAGCUUCAUAGCACUCUUAACCCGGCACAGAAACAGGCACUUGCUGAGCAAUUGAAUUUAAAGCAUAGGCAGGUUGAAGUUUGGUUUCAGAACAGAAGAGCAAGGACCAAGCUGAAGCAAACAGAGGUGGAUUGCGAGUUCCUGAAGAAAUGUUGUGAGAAACUCACGGAUGAGAAUCUGAGGCUAAAGAAGGAACUGCAAGAGCUGCGCGCACAAAAGAUUGGACCAAAACCAUUGUACAUUCAACUCUCCAAGGCCACAACCUUGACCAUUUGUUCAUCAUGCGAGAAAGAAUUGAAGCCCAAUGAAGGGAACAAAGGAGGCAUUUCCAAUGUGGUCCGAAACAGCAGCCACAAAUUGCAGAACAGCGUAGGGUUAAAGGGCAUUUAG